Messenger RNA from Lycium ferocissimum, 689 nucleotides. RefSeq names its product mitochondrial import inner membrane translocase subunit PAM16 like 2-like. The record is from RefSeq and is a predicted model, not a curated record. NCBI's taxonomy places the organism in Eukaryota, Viridiplantae, Streptophyta, Magnoliopsida, Solanales, Solanaceae. Gene Ontology annotation, cellular component: TIM23 mitochondrial import inner membrane translocase complex. The coding region runs from base 167 to 511 and encodes 114 amino acids. Gene Ontology annotation, biological process: protein import into mitochondrial matrix. The transcript has 5 exons.
CUCUUUUUUUGCUUCUCCCAACUGUACUACUCGUGUCUCUCUCCUCUGCAUAUUCCAACUAUCACCGGCUGCCCUAAAUUAACCCUCGCCUUUACAAAGGUUACUUGAUUCAAAUUGUGUUAGUGCUGCUACACCAGAUUGGAUACUUAUAUUCCUGAUUUCCGUAAUGGCUUCGAGAAUCCUUGCAAACUUGAUUGUUAUGGGUUCUGGAAUAAUGGUAAGGGCUUUUGCCCAGGCAUAUCGCCAAGCUAUCGCAAACGCGUCAAAAAAUGGUGUUGCGCAAGAAGCAGUACAGAACAUUAAAAGAGCAAGCAAAAAUAUGACCGAGUCGGAGGCUAGGCAAAUUCUUGGGGUUGCAGAGCAUUCAUCAUGGGAAGAAGUGUUGCAGAAAUAUGAUAACUUGUUUGAAAGUAAUGCUAAAAAUGGAAGUUUUUAUCUUCAAUCAAAAGUUCAUAGAGCGAAGGAAUGUUUAGAAUCACUUCACCAAAGUAAAGCAGAGGGCCCAAAUUAGUUCUUUGAAGUUUCCCAGCAUUGCUGCCAGACAUUCAUUCUGGGUUCAUUUUAGGAGUAUUUGAGCAGAAGAGAAUUGCGGCUGAGCACCAGAUGUUUCCUGCAAUGUUACAUAUGUAUUCGAUCCUUAGUUUUGGUAAUUAUGGCCCGUGGGAGAGAAGCAUUUUAAUUUAUCAUUG